This is a messenger RNA of Parastagonospora nodorum SN15, 2745 nucleotides long. RefSeq lists its product as hypothetical. The record is from RefSeq and is a predicted model, not a curated record. NCBI's taxonomy places the organism in Eukaryota, Fungi, Ascomycota, Dothideomycetes, Pleosporales, Phaeosphaeriaceae. The transcript is spliced from 2 exons. The coding region runs from base 1 to 2745 and encodes 914 amino acids.
AUGGUUGUGACGCGCCGCAAGGCCGCCGAGCCUGCUCAGCAAUCGCACGCUGCGCCUGCUGCUUCGACGGAGCAAGAAGUCGAUGAAGCGCCUGUUACCGUAAAGAAGACUAGCCGCCGCAAGGUCACCGCUCGCACCCCUUCAGCCGCGAAGACAGCAGCUCCCACAGUCACCACCACGAAGGCCACAGCUGUCGCGACCACGACUACGUCUAAGAGUGUAGCAGCGACGACGACAAUGGCUGCGGUGAGGCGCACGCGAUCGAAGCAGACCGACUCACCGCUCAAGUCUCUCGAGGACAUCCAGCAGCAAGCGUCCGCGUCCAGCGCAAAAGACCCAGUAGUCAAGGCAACCCCCCUCAAGACAAAGCGAAAGUAUGGCGCGUCACACUACGACAAGAUUGGCCGCAGUGCCACGCCUGAGCAGCCGGCCACGCCUGCACAGGACGAGAGCAACGAUGACGAGGGAAUCUUCUUCACACAGAGUAACCAGCGCAAGUCGCUCUCUCUCAUUUACCCUACCCCCCCUCCUAUUCACGCCCCCAAUGGAGCAGUCAACGAUUCCGAUGCUGUUGGUCAGCAGAACGAUUCCGUUGCAGUUCCUGAGCACAUUGAUUCUGUUGCCGUUCCUGAGCACAUCAAUUCCGUUGCCGUUUCUAAGCACAUCGAGUCUGUUCCUGUUGGCUCUUCUCCUCGUCUCAACGAUUCGUUCGCAUUUCUGAACGAUGAUGCCUAUAUGCACGAAGCUUUCACCUGCCAUCAGGAUGAUACUGCAACGUUCUCCGAAGGCAAUCCUGUCACGCCGCAUCGCGAGUCUGCUUCUCCGCACGACGAGCCCGGCUCUCCCUAUGUCUCUCCCUCACCCUCAACCUAUGCCACUCAUGUGCCUACCUGGGUCAGAGUCUCAGCCGAUGUAGAUACCAAGUUUGUAUCCUACCCCCAGUUCACAGGACACGUCUCUACAGACACUCCUCUAGAGGCACAACUGCGCGAGGAGAAUUACUAUCUCCGAGAGCAACUCAAAGCUGUUCAGGCCAGGAACUUCAGACUUCAAGGAGACAACAUCGAGCUGAAGGGCUACAAAUGGGCAAGGGACUCGGAGAUUGCACGAUUGAAGCACUGUCUACCGCCUUCGCCGCCUACGUAUCUACCUCAGAGCUAUUGGUCCCCAGCUAACGAAGUACGACUAGAAAUCGAGACAUUCGGCAUGAACGACAGGUAUGGCGAAGGCAAUGCCGAAGCCUUUGACCUCCUCGACCACGUUACGACUUCUGCGCAAGAGACACACACCAUAUCACCCGACUCCGACGACGAAAGCGACGUAGAAAUGCAGUCGUCACAACGACCCGAACAACAAACCACCGAGAGUGAAACUGCUCGCAAAGCUGCCGAGGCAACGCCUGUGCGCACCAUCAGCAAACCAUCAUUCCUCACUCGGUCAAUAUCUGCGAUCAAGUCGAGGAUUGGAUGGUCAACCCCGACCCCAGCGCAACCUUCUCCUGCCCCAUCAUCUACAUCGCGUGCUCCGCCUCCAGACAGCUUCACCGAGCUGCUUUCCACCCCACCUACACCUGUUGGCGAACGUAGGCAAGUGCGCCCUAGGAAGCAAAAGCGGAACCUGAUGCUCCAGUUGCUCACCAAGGGUGUUGAGCCCGGCGACAUGGCCAAGGCACAGGAGUGGGCAAAGCACAUGAUCCCCACCCUAAAGAACUACUUGGACUUUCCUGUCAUGCGCCAGCGUCUCGAGAAACCCGUCCGUUUACAGGACUUGGAGCAGCUUCCCUCCAGCAAGCCUUGGGAAUCUGGCUUCGGUGAUCCACUCGGCCACCUCGAUGAUGAGGACAUCGUCCCAGUCUGGGCAGUCGUGCUAGAGAUCAUCUCAGAGCAGGAACAACCCAUGAAAAAGAGGAUGAAGGCCAGCCAUGAGGUCUCCAUGGGUCUUGACGAUACGCUGUCUUUGAACGAUAUGGACCGUGCCACGGAGCCACUCCAUGACAGUCAUGGCCACUCUGCAUCUCUCAUGGACUUACACCCUCGUCGCUCGGUUGAGCCUUCCCCAAUCUUCACAUCCUCACCGCCCCACCAGUCCGGCAGCAACAUCUUUAAGGAGCUGCGCGGACAUGGAGCCUCCGCAGAAUUCCAAGCCGACGAACAUGAAAUGGUUGAAGAGGCGACUAAGGAAGCUACCAACACCCAUAACCCAUCGCAAGGAUCAUUCGGCCUCGACUAUGGUUCGGAAGAGUCGGAAGACGAGUCAACCAUUCUUGAAGGCGAGACCUCUGAUGCCGACAACACGGCCUCUCCUCUCUGGACUCAGCCGCCGCCCCCAGCUCCUGUCCCUGCUCAUGCUCCCCUUCCUGGAGGUCCAGCUGCCGGAACACCUGCCGCCGCUGAAGCUCCCUCCGCUACCACAGAGCAGCCCAAGGAUGAGAUUGAGCGCCAGCGUCAGAAGUUGAUGAAGCACACCCCUGCUAAGCCUAGCCGUCUGCGUGAGGCUUUCGUCCCUUCGCCCAGUGUCCUGUCUGAUGCUGGCAACCCCUCCUUCCUGACGGGUACGCCCUUGGUACCUACAAACAUGUUCGACGACAUGCCGGAUGCGGAGGACCUGGACCUCACCUCCGAAGACUGGGCUGGAGUGCACGCCCUUACCAACUCCGAUGAGUGGAAGGCUGCUGCUGCCACCAACGUGUGGCCUGACCCAACCUACACUUACGCCUCGGAGGAGGAGGAGCUGAGCCCUGUCUAG